GGUGAGGGAUGGCAGGCCUGGCCUGCGCGGGCGGGCCUUAGGUGAAAGACCGGCUUAGAGUUGGGCUCCCCGCGGCGCGGGUGGGAAGAACGCGGGUUAGACCCCGGCUCACGAGAACAACUGACGUGAGGAGCAGGCUGUGGUGUAUCCCGGGCAGCCUCCACCCUCUGCGGACCCGGGGCCUCCAUCCGGGCCCCGGAGACGCCGCGGCCGGGGUCUUCGGCUCCCGUCAGCCCGGGGCGUGUGUGUCUCUUUUCCCAGCGGGAUCCGACCCAGACCGCGGUCCCCGACUGCCACCCCCCGGAGCCGGCCAGUGGACGCAGAGUGGCCCGUGGUCUCUCGGUGAUGGCCGGGCAGCUUCCUCCUGUAGCAGAAGUGCUCUAGCAUCCUUCCGUUCCGCCUCCUUGAGCUCCCGUGCCGUGCAGGCAGGAAAACCACUGUCAUCAAGAUGUCAGGGAUUGGAAAUAAACGAGCAGCUGGAGAGCCAGGCACAUCAGUGCCUCCAGAGAAGAAGACAGCUGUUGAAGAUUCAGGGACCACAGUGGAAACCAUUAAACUAGGGGGUGUGUCUUCAACGGAGGAGUUAGACAUUCGAACAUUGCAAACCAAAAAUCGCAAGCUAGCGGAAAUGCUGGACCAACGGCAGGCCAUUGAAGAUGAACUUCGUGAACACAUCGAAAAGCUGGAACGACGGCAGGCCACCGACGAUGCCUCCCUGUUGAUUGUUAACCGGUACUGGAGUCAGUUUGAUGAAAACAUCCGUAUCAUUCUUAAACGUUACGAUCUGGAACAGGGCUUGGGAGACCUACUCACAGAAAGGAAAGCUCUGGUUGUGCCAGAACCAGAGCCUGACUCUGACAGCAAUCAGGAACGCAAAGAUGACCGAGAGAGAGGGGAAGGGCAAGAACCAGCUUUCUCUUUCCUUGCUACUUUGGCCAGCAGUUCCAGUGAAGAGAUGGAGUCUCAGCUGCAGGAGCGUGUGGAGUCCUCCCGCCGAGCUGUGUCCCAGAUUGUGAAUGUGUAUGAUAAGUUACAAGAAAAAGUGGAGCUUUUGUCCCGGAAGCUAAACAGUGGAGAUAACCUGAUAGUGGAAGAAGCAGUGCAAGAGUUGAACUCCUUCCUUGCGCAAGAGAACAUGAGGCUGCAGGAACUGACAGACUUGCUCCAGGAGAAGCACCGCACCAUGUCUCAGGAGUUCUCCAAGCUGCAAAGUAAAGUGGAGACAGCUGAGUCACGAGUGUCUGUCCUGGAGUCCCUGAUUGAUGAUCUGCAGUGGGAUAUUGACAAAAUUCGAAAGAGGGAACAGCGACUCAACCGACACUUAGCGGAAGUCCUAGAACGGGUGAAUUCUAAAGGAUAUAAGGUGUAUGGAGCAGGGAGCAGUCUCUAUGGUGGCACAAUCACUAUCAAUGCCCGGAAGUUUGAGGAAAUGAAUGCAGAGCUUGAGGAGAACAAAGAGUUGGCUCAGAACCGUCACUGUGAGUUGGAGAAACUCCGGCAAGACUUUGAGGAGGUCACUACCCAGAAUGAGAAGUUAAAGGUGGAAUUACGGAGUGCAGUGGAAGAAGUGGUUAAAGAAACUCCAGAGUACCGCUGCAUGCAAUCACAGUUUUCUGUUCUGUACAAUGAGAGUCUUCAGUUGAAAGCACACCUGGAUGAGGCUCGGACCCUACUUCAUGGCACACGGGGAACCCACCAGCGCCAGGUUGAGCUCAUUGAGCGAGAUGAGGUUAGUCUUCAUAAGAAGCUGAGAACUGAAGUGAUCCAGCUAGAAGAUACGUUGGCUCAGGUGCGCAAAGAGUAUGAAAUGCUGAGGAUAGAAUUUGAGCAGACUCUUGCUGCCAAUGAACAAGCAGGUCCUAUAAAUCGGGAGAUGCGCCACCUCAUCAGUAGCCUCCAGAAUCACAAUCACCAGCUGAAAGGGGAAGUCCUAAGGUAUAAGCGAAAACUGAGAGAAGCUCAGUCAGACCUAAACAAGACACGUCUGCGCAGUGGCAGUGCCCUUCUGCAGUCUCAGUCUAGUACUGAGGACCCUAAGGAUGAACCUACAGAGCUGAAACAAGACUCUGAGGAUGUGUCCAGCCAGUCAUCAACACUGAAGGCAUCUCAGGAAGAUGUCAGUGAAAUUAAGUCCAAACGGGAUGAAGAGGAGCGGGAACGAGAAAGGCGGGAGAAAGAAAGGGAGAGAGAAAGAGAACGAGAGAAGGAAAAGGAAAGAGAACGAGAGAAGCAGAAACUAAAAGAGUCAGAAAAAGAGAGAGAUUCUGCUAAGGAUAAAGAGAAAGGGAAACAUGAUGAUAUCAGGAAAAAGGAAGCAGAAAUUAUCAAACAACUGAAGAUUGAACUCAAGAAGGCACAAGAGAGCCAGAAGGAGAUGAAACUACUGCUAGAUAUGUACCGCUCGGCACCAAAGGAGCAGAGAGACAAAGUGCAGCUGAUGGCAGCUGAAAAGAAGUCUAAGGCAGAGUUGGAGGAUCUAAGGCAAAGACUGAAGGAACUUGAGGAUAAGGAAAAGAAAGAGAAUAAGAAAAUGGCUGAUGAAGAUGCCUUGAGGAAGAUCCGGGCUGUGGAGGAGCAGAUAGAAUACCUGCAGAAGAAGCUGGCCAUGGCCAAGCAGGAGGAAGAAGCUCUCCUCUCCGAGAUGGAUGUCACUGGCCAGGCUUUUGAAGACAUGCAGGAGCAAAAUAUUCGCCUGAUGCAGCAGUUGCGGGAGAAGGAUGAUGCCAAUUUCAAGCUCAUGUCAGAACGAAUCAAAUCCAAUCAGAUCCAUAAGUUGCUUAAAGAAGAGAAGGAGGAGCUUGCAGACCAGGUUUUAACUCUAAAGACUCAGGUGGAUGCGCAGUUACAGGUAGUAAGAAAGUUGGAAGAGAAAGAGCACCUGCUGCAGAGCAACAUCGGCACAGGGGAGAAGGAGCUGGGUCUUAGGACCCAAGCCUUGGAGAUGAACAAGCGCAAGGCAAUGGAAGCAGCCCAGCUUGCUGAUGAUUUGAAAGCACAAUUAGAGUUGGCUCAGAAGAAGCUUCAUGAUUUUCAGGAUGAGAUUGUAGAGAAUAGUGUCACCAAAGAGAAGGAUAUGUUCAAUUUCAAACGAGCCCAGGAGGACAUCUCUAGACUUCGAAGGAAGCUGGAAACCACAAAGAAGCCAGACAACGUACCCAAAUGUGAUGAGAUUCUAAUGGAGGAGAUUAAGGAUUACAAGGCCCGUCUGACCUGCCCGUGCUGCAAUAUGCGUAAAAAGGAUGCUGUACUUACCAAGUGUUUUCAUGUUUUCUGCUUUGAGUGUGUGAAGACGCGCUAUGACACUCGCCAGCGCAAAUGUCCCAAGUGUAAUGCAGCUUUUGGUGCCAAUGAUUUCCAUCGCAUCUACAUUGGUUGAUUGCAUUAAGAAGAGAAACUGUCUGGACAAGCACUUGUUCAUUAACCACCAAACCUCUACCUCUUCUCUCCUUGGCAGUUUGUCAAUUCCUUUUCCUCCACAGACUUUAUGUCCAUGCUCUUCUCUCCAAUAGCUAGAUGACUUUAGGGAAAAAGACUGGUAAAUGUAAGUCUUGAGUUUUAGAAUGAAUUAGAAACAACUCAUACUUGUCUUCCCUACCAGCUAUUUUUUUUUUUUUUCUGCUUUAGGAUCUUUCAGCAUUUUCUUCUUUAGGCCCCUUCUACAAUCUUGGAUUGUCCAUUCUUCCUGAAGAAGAAAUGUUGGUAUUUUUGACAUGGAAAAGGGAACAAAGAGUGGAAACAUGGUCUUUUGGGGGAAGGACCUUUUGGAAAUAAGCUAUCUAUGGGCCCAGACUUUUAUUAAUUUGGAUAGUAUACUUUUUCUAAACUUAGAUUAUAAUAUGACAUAAUUGUGCUACUCUUUCCUGGAUGGUUUGAAGCCUUAAUGAAGUUAUAUCCAGGAGAGUUCAACUUAUUUCCUGUUUACUAGCAAAGUAGCUUUUACAGUCAAAUGGCUGUUUUGUUAAAGUUAUUUAAGUUUUAAAUAUUCAGCUACUUAGUCUUUAAAUUUCUUGAGGCUGAGAUAAUUUAAAAUAAUAAAGCCCCCGUUGUCUUUUAAUGAAAUCAGAAUUGGAAAAAAAUGAGAUAUACACUGAAUAUGCCUGGAAUACUCUGAGAAUUUGAAACAGAAAGGCCUUGGUGAGCUCUGACUUUGUCAUUCUCUUCUCCACAAGGGUUAUUAAGAUCCCUGUUUUCCAAAAGAUUCUCUUAAUAUUUCAGUAAGACUUUAUACUCCAUAAGUGUCAAUUAAAGCAGGAUUCAGUUUGCUUUUGUUUGUGGUUUAUUUUUUUGAGACAGUUAAUUUUACACAUGCUGUUAAUGAAUUCUCGAAUCAAAGAUUAUGAAGCUGGUUGUAUUAUUUAAAUUUAGUAUUUUCAUUACUUGAAGUUUUCUUUCAGUUUUAUUGAGUCUGUGCUGAGGAGAUACUAUGUGUAAAAGAUAUCAGUUGAUUUGACUGCUCAGUUCUCUUCCGUAGUUCACCAUGAGGUAGGAAUGGUAAUUUGUUUCUCAGGGAAUAUAACAUUGCUUGGUGCUUUGAGUUGACAGUUCUUGAAUUAGUUUUACAGUAACUAGCACACCGGAGGUUAUCUCUUUUUGGUAGGUAUUAUAUAAAUUGGAUCCUUCUUGAUUAGUAUUUGUCCCAGGUAAUGGUUAACAGCAAAUUCCAUGUCAUUUUGCUAUCCCCAGCUAUAAUCAGCAGAUUCAAGAUGAAUUCUAUAAGAUCAUGUGAUACCCUUUAAGAAAGGAAUCUGUUUGGGGAUUGUGCGAGGUCAUCAAGAGAGGUCAAGUUCUAUGGAUCAUUCUGCCCAACAGUGGUGGGAUUAGGCCUUGUUCCUAUUACAAUGCAUUUGCAUUCAAUAAUAGGGCCUUGUCCCCUUGCUGUUCACUCUCAUGAAGGCAAGUGUGAGCAUAAUUGUUAAGAAUAUUUGGGGAACAGAUGUUUUGUGACAUUAGCUGUUAAUGACAAUUGUCUAAGAAAGCCAGCUGUCCGGUGCCAGGGGACCGUGUGGCUCAUUGAUUGUUGUGGGGAAAGCACUAAUCCCAUGGGAAAUGGGUUUUAGGACAAGCUUCUCUGAGGAUGUAAGGAAUCAGGCAACAUAAGGUGAGCUCUCAAAAUCAUUUGCAGAUGACGUCCAAAAAUGGUGGUAAUUAUUUGAAUAGUCCAUGUUCCCUACCAAAAAGGUCAGUGAAUGGGCUUCAGGAAUGCCCCCAAAUUGCAUAUCAAAUUUUGUCAUAUGAAUAUUAUUUAUAUUUUUUUCUCAGACCCUUAAAAGAAUUUGGAGACUCAAUGGUUUGAAUCAUAGCUCUAGAUUCAUAGAAAUUUUAAAGGGUAAAUACUGGAAGGCUACUCAAUUAAAGUAAAA
Messenger RNA from Dipodomys ordii (Ord's kangaroo rat), 5360 nucleotides. RefSeq names its product ring finger protein 20, E3 ubiquitin protein ligase (gene Rnf20). The record is from RefSeq and is a predicted model, not a curated record. The coding region runs from base 449 to 3376 and encodes 975 amino acids. NCBI's taxonomy places the organism in Eukaryota, Metazoa, Chordata, Mammalia, Rodentia, Heteromyidae. Gene Ontology annotation, cellular component: nucleus; HULC complex. Gene Ontology annotation, molecular function: metal ion binding; ubiquitin protein ligase activity. The transcript is spliced from 20 exons.